AUGGCUGCUUUGCAAAAAAAGAAAACCCCCCGCACCGCCCCCAAUGGAUUCAAAUCUCCCUCCCCGGCCUCUGACAAGGAAACUAUCGAUGAGAACUGCCAACCCAUCUCCCCUCCGAAAGAAAUCCGACUACCAACUUGUUGCACCUCUGAAAAUUGCUCCGAGUUACCGAACUCAAGCAAGGUUCUUCUUACGGCAGCUCCUGGGUGCGUUAAAAUAUAUGCAUGGGAAGAAGGUCAUCCAUCGCGAUCUUAAAACUUGGUAAUAUAUUCCCCGGGUGCAGAAAUCAAAUAUUAAAAUCGGUGACUUUGGACUUGCGGCCUCGCUUGUCAACGGAAACGAUCGCAAGAGAACUAUAUGUGGGAUACCGAAUUACAUUGCUCCGGAGGUUUUAUCCGGUAGUGGGAAGGAAGGGCAAGGACGUAGUUUCGAGAUUGACCUCUGGGGAGUUGGCGUUAUAUUGUGGGUUCGCUGGAAAACUGCAAUUAGAGGUAUUGCUAACUGUAAACAGGUAUUCUAUGCUCGUCGGGAAGCCUCCUUUCCAAGCUGGCGAUGUAAAUGUUAUCUACCAGUAGGUUCCCGCCUAGACUGGAAUAAAAUGUGAACCACAUCACUGACUGCAAGUAGAAAAAUUCGCCAUAACACUUUCAGCUGGCCUGAGGAGGUGCCCGUCAGUUCAGCAGCAAAGCAUCUGGUUCACUCGAUCCCCAAUCAUGGCGCCGGCUCUCGGCCUACACUAGACGAGAUUGCCGACCAUUAUUUCUUCAAGUCCGGGUUUUUUCCGAGAUCUAUUCGGGUCAGCGCUGGCAAGCAACAGCCAGUCUGGAGAGGCGCUAGCGGACAAGGCGUAGGAGCAGUUGGAAAUAGACAGGAUUGGAUAAAGAACUGUGAAGAGGUUGCUCGCGAAUGCAGUAUUGGUGUCCGUUCGGAUGGAAAACCUGUUAGUGCUGUUGGAGAUCAUGCAGAUGAGAGUGUGGAGCAUCUGACGCUUCCACCUUCCAGGCCGAUAUCGGCGUUGUCUAUCGGCGAUGGAAACCAGCCGUUUGCGGUUGAAAAGCAUACAGCGAAUAUGAAGCCCGAAGCCAAGGCGAGGAAACGAAAGGGAACAGGUGCUUAUAUUCUAUCAGAACCUCUAAGUCCACAAGACAGCCAUGCGAGAAUGCGGGGUGCCAAUGCACUUAAGGAAAAGCCAUCCAGAUUACGGUCAUGAGGACAUGUUGAGAAAGCUAGAGGAGAAGAACUGGAAGUUGAAGGGCGGAAAAGGGAGGUUUCCCGGGAGAAAUAUUAACAAAGAUAAAAGAGUCGCGGAAGUGAAAACGUUGGCCGAGAGGUCUGUCCCCCUCAGGAUCGCCAAAGAGAAGGGAUUCUGGUCCCGGAUCUGA
Molecule: messenger RNA, 1382 nt
Organism: Tuber aestivum (summer truffle)
Lineage: Eukaryota; Fungi; Ascomycota; Pezizomycetes; Pezizales; Tuberaceae
Source: the annotation of a GenBank genome assembly